UGAUUUUGCAUUUCUGGGAGGACUGUUUUGUUUACUAACAGUCCUCCUGCCUGUUAGCUCGGGCACACUGCUCUGGAUGGCUUUGCACAGAACAGCCAUCCAGAGCAGUGUGAUUACAGUAAAGCACACUGACACGGCCCCCUAGUAAAACACUUCCUGCACACAGUUAACCUUUUGAUCACCCCUCAUGUUAAACCCUUCCUGCCAAGUGCCAUUAGUACAGUGUCAGUGCUUUUCUUUAGCACUGAUCACUGUAUUGGUGUCACUGGGGAUGUCAGUGAUACCGAGUCAGUUCCCCCCAAUGCCAGAAUGUCCGCCGUAGUCCUGCUAUAA
Molecule: messenger RNA, 333 nt
Organism: Staurois parvus
Lineage: Eukaryota; Metazoa; Chordata; Amphibia; Anura; Ranidae
Source: the annotation of a GenBank genome assembly